This is a messenger RNA of Oncorhynchus gorbuscha (pink salmon), 1545 nucleotides long. RefSeq lists its product as uncharacterized. Bases 190 to 978 code for a protein of 262 amino acids. The record is from RefSeq and is a predicted model, not a curated record. NCBI's taxonomy places the organism in Eukaryota, Metazoa, Chordata, Actinopteri, Salmoniformes, Salmonidae. The transcript is spliced from 6 exons.
CUUGCCAAAAAAUCUGAGCCUUAGAUGUAAUCGGUUCCGCUGAUGCCGCCAUUUCAAAUCGAAAUAUAGGGACAGGGUAUAGAUAAUAUUUUUUUACAUCUUUUAUUUGCAAAUCUUUUUAUAUUUUCUUUUUAUUUCGAGUAAGUAUCUAUAUUUAGUUGUAUUUCUGGACCUCAAUAGUCUUCUAAGAUGGAUGCAGAUACAGAGCAGGUGACGGACAACAUAGAAACUUCCCAAAAUGCAUCUGAGGAGCCCAUAUUAGAAAACAAAUCCAGGGGUUGUGGUGGGUUCAAAGGGCGUGACCAAGGGUUCCGGAUUGGUCGAGGAGGCAUGCAUGGUGGACGGGGCCUGAUGAUGAAAGGAUUUGGCCCACCCGAACGAGGCAGGGGGGAUAGAGGACGGGGUGGGGACAUGAAUGGGUUUGGACCCAUGAGGAGAGGGAUGGGGAGGAUGCGGCCGUACCCAGACAUGAGGGGCAGGAGAGGAGGGAGGGUCGCUCUGAUGGAGAGGGCCGGGCCUAUGGGGAGGGCCGGGCCGAUGGGGAGGGGCGGUCUGAUGGGGUGGGGCGGUCCGAUGGGAAGGGGCGGUCCGAUGGGGAGGAGCGGUCCUAUGGGAAGGGGCGGACCUAUAGGGAGAGGCGGACCUAUAGGGAGAGGCGGACCUAUAGGGAGAGGCGGACCUAUAGGGAGAGGCGGACCUAUGGGCAUGGGUCCUCCUCCACCCCCACCCAUGCACCUGAGAGGCCCCUACCCACCAAUGCACAGACACGGCCCCCCUCCGCCUCCCUCCCUGGGCCACCCUGGUUUUAGAGGGCACCCCCCACACCCCAGAGGAAGAGGCAUGUCCCCCGGACCCCCACGCCACUUCCACCCCAGGGGCCCCAGAGGCUACCACAAUGGACCAGCUUCUCCUCCUCAUCAUCCCCCACCUGGCAGAGGCCAGAGGUGGCCAGGGCCCCCUGGUGGCCGACGGUUUUAACGCAGCCUGCCCAAAAAUAAUACAGUAACAGAGAGCUUUACAGUCUAUAGCAGCGAGCCUACUUGGCUGGGGUGGCUAAACUGAGCUAAGAGCACCUUAAUAUGUGUCAUAAAAAGAAGACCCCUUUUUAAACAUCCUUAUGGAACACCCUGUAGCCAAAUAUCUGGAUAUUGAUAUCGUAUACCAGAGGAGAAGAUGUGAAUCAACAAGUGGACACUUAAAUGCCUCAGUCCUUAACAGUACAAAAAGGCAUUCUCACUUUCAUUGUAACUUUUGUUAUUAGAAAAAAAUGUGCUCUUGGUAUUAGGACAAAGUUGUAUAGUAUUGAGAGAAUAAAAAUAUGAUUUUUUUUUAAAGAGUCCCAAAGGGAUGAUAAAUGUUGAUAUUCAAAUCCCUUAGAUGUCAUGUGGUCUUGUGGUGGUCACUCUGUGAACCUUAAGGAAUGUCUGACCCUAAUAAAAAGAGAAAUUACACAUUGUGUGUGAGUGAGAAAGAAAAGGAAAGAAAGAAAGAAAGAAAGAAAGAAAGAAAGAAAGAAAGAAAAAGAAAGAAAAAAAAGAAAGCAAG